Messenger RNA from Sorghum bicolor (sorghum), 1835 nucleotides. Its product is annotated as cytochrome P450 85A1. The transcript is spliced from 9 exons. Gene Ontology annotation, biological process: sterol metabolic process. The coding region runs from base 135 to 1532 and encodes 465 amino acids. Gene Ontology annotation, molecular function: oxidoreductase activity, acting on paired donors, with incorporation or reduction of molecular oxygen; heme binding; iron ion binding. NCBI's taxonomy places the organism in Eukaryota, Viridiplantae, Streptophyta, Magnoliopsida, Poales, Poaceae. The record is from RefSeq and is a predicted model, not a curated record.
GCAAAGCACUCUGCCUGCCGUGCUCGGAGUUGGAGUUGGGAGUUGAAGCACCACCACCAUUCCUGCAGCCUGCCUCCUCCUCCCCCCUCCUCUUCCUCCUCCUGCUCCAAGCACACGAGAGAUAGAUAGAGGAGAUGGCGGUGCUGUUGCUCCUGGUGGCCGUGCUUGGCGUGGUGCUGGCGAGCAGCCUCCUCCUGCGGUGGAACGAGCUCCGGUACAGCCGCCGCCGGGGCCUGCCGCCGGGCACAAUGGGGUGGCCGCUCUUCGGCGAGACCACCGAGUUCCUCAAGCAGGGCCCCAGCUUCAUGAAGCAGAGAAGGCUCAGGUACGGGAGCCUGUUCCGGACGCACAUCCUGGGCUGCCCCACGGUGGUGUGCAUGGAGCCGGAGCUGAACCGCCGGACGCUGGCCAGCGACGGCGCCGGCUUCGUCCCGGGCUACCCGCAGUCCAUGCUCGACAUCCUGGGGCCCAACAACAUCGCCGCCGUGCACGGCCCGCUCCACCGCGCCAUGCGGGGAGCCAUGCUCGCGCUCACGAGGGCACACAUGAUCCGCGCCGCGCUGCUCCCCAAGAUCGACGCCUUCAUGCGCGCGCACCUCCAUGGAUGGGCCGGACGACGCGUCGACAUCCAGGAGAUGACCAAGGAGAUGGCUUUGCUCUCAGCUCUCAGGCAGAUUGCUGGCAUCUCUGCUGGCCCACUCUCUGAUGCCCUAAAGGCAGAGCUGUACACCCUUGUACUUGGCACCUUCUCCCUGCCAAUCAACAUCCCAGGAACCAACUACAGCAAAGGGCUCCAGGCAAGGAAGAAGCUUGUGGCAAUGCUGCGGCAGAUGAUAGCGGACCGGAGGUCCUCUGGUUGCGCUCAAGAUGACAUGCUGGAUGCACUGUUGAGCGGCAACGAGGGCACCAGGGCGAAGCUCACUGAUGACCAGAUCAUUGACCUUCUUAUCACCCUCAUAUACUCUGGGUAUGAAACCGUGUCAACCACCUCGAUGAUGGCGGUGAAGUAUCUGUCGGACAAUCCGAAAGCUCUUGAACAAAUCAGGAAAGAGCAUCUUGACAUAAGGAAGGCUAAAUCACCAGACGAUGCCCUUGACUGGAAUGAUUAUAAGUCAAUGACCUUCACCAAAGCUGUCAUUUAUGAGACUCUAAGACUAGCUACAGUUGUCAAUGGGCUGCUGAGGAAAACUACCCAGGAUGUAGAAAUGAAUGGGUAUGUUAUUCCAAAGGGCUGGAGAAUUUAUGUCUACACAAGGGAGAUAAAUUAUGAUCCAUUCCUGUACCCGGAACCGAUGGUUUUCAACCCAUGGAGAUGGCUGGAGACGAACCUCGAAUCACAUCCACACUUCAUGUUGUUUGGAGGAGGUGCCCGCAUGUGCCCAGGGAAGGAAGUGGGAACAGUUGAAAUUGCAACGUUCCUUCACUAUUUCAUUACGCGUUACAGAUGGGAGGAGGAGGGAAACAACACAAUAUCAAAGUUCCCCAGAGUGGCAGCUCCCAACGGGCUACAUAUCCGAGUUCAAGAUUACUGAACUUGUGAGACGUUUUGUGAAGUUUAGAUAGGAUUCAAACUCAGAUAGAAAUAACCCUGAGAUGCUGAUGCUGCUGGCCUCUUGAAAGGAUUAGAACAGCCAUUGGUGCUUGUAAAAUGUGUCCAUGCCAAUAGGAAUAUUAUAGCGAGGAUAUAGGUAUCAUAGGAUUACUAGGAAAUUGAUGUAGAAAGCCACCAGAUGCUCCUGUAUUCUUUUGGUCCAUCAAUUUUCAAAUUUAAACAGAAGUAUCAAUUGGCUUAUAUGCUUUUGAACAUGAUACAGAAUGAGCUAUUCCUAUGCAAA